This is a messenger RNA of Chlamydomonas reinhardtii, 1315 nucleotides long. Its product is annotated as thymidylate kinase. Lineage: Eukaryota; Viridiplantae; Chlorophyta; Chlorophyceae; Chlamydomonadales; Chlamydomonadaceae. The record is from RefSeq and is a predicted model, not a curated record. Gene Ontology annotation, molecular function: ATP binding; dTMP kinase activity. Gene Ontology annotation, cellular component: mitochondrion; cytosol; nucleus. Gene Ontology annotation, biological process: dTTP biosynthetic process; dTDP biosynthetic process; dUDP biosynthetic process. The transcript is spliced from 5 exons. The coding region runs from base 12 to 821 and encodes 269 amino acids.
AGCUUUCCGAAAUGCGGGCGUUUCGCGCCGGUCGCGGGUUAGCUUGGCGCAGCUCCCCCUCCUCGCCGGGGAUAGCUCAGCAGUGUGGACUAUCUGUCAGCACUCAGCGGUGCCGUGCAGCAAGCAACGGCACGCCAGCGCUGGCGGGCCCUCGGCGUGGGGCGCUUAUCGUGUUCGAGGGCAUCGACCGGUGCGGCAAGAGCACGCAGUGCAGCCUGUUGCUGGAGAGCCUUCAAAAGCAAGGGGUCCCGGCCGAGCUGUGGCGCUUUCCCGACCGGACCACGCUGAUUGGCGGCCUCAUAAACGAGUAUCUGCAGAAGAAGGCCUCGCUCAAUGACGCGGCCGUGCACAUGCUCUUUGUGGCCAACCGCCACGAGAAAAGGGAUGAGAUGCUGCGGCUGCUUGCGGGCGGCACCACGCUGGUGCUUGACCGCUACAGCUACAGCGGCGUGGCCUACACAGCAGCCAAAGGAGUGCCGCACCUUGGGCCGGACUUCUGCCGCUCUGUGGAGAGUGGGCUGCCGGCAGCAGACCUGGUGGUGUAUCUGGAUCUGGAUCCGGAGCUGUCGGCGGCGCGCGGUGGCUUUGGCGGCGAGCGCUACGAGAAGCUGGAGUUCCAAAAGAAGGUGCGGUCGCAGUACGGCGCACUCGCGGAUGGGCGCUGGCUGCGGUUGGACGCAUCGCAGCCGGCAGAGCUGCUGCAGGCCCAGGUGGCGGCGGCGGUGCAGCGGGUGGUGGAGCAGGCGGCGGCUGGCGAGCAGCUGGGGCAGCUGUGGGAUUAUGCUCCGAUGCCGCUGCCGUACGCAGAGCCUACUGCGUAGAGACGGGUGUGAUGGGACAGCGUAAGGGGCACGUUGGCGUAGUCCCGUGUGUGCACCAUAUUCCCAACGUUCAAUUUGCAACGCCAAGGCCAAUUGCGCGGCUGGUACAACGCCGGAGUUUCUGUACCGAGACACGCGGAGCCUGUUGCGUAGAGUCGCUGGAUGGUGGCAGCUCCGUGCGGGUGGGGCGCGGCGCCUGGACGAUGGGGGGACCCUAGGGCCCCGGUUAACCCCGAAGAGAUGAAAGGCCGCAGCUGGCCGCAGACGUAUGUACGAUUCGGCAUUCCAGGAGCAGCGAAGGAUGCCGGAGUUCCUUGAGCGUGGGGCGCUGGUUGAUACAUCUGGUUUUGUCAGUCAAGAUCCGGGGGUGGCAGAGAAGAGCGCAGGGCGUGAAGCCUGGAGCACGAGUGCACGGGACGGCGUGUGAGUGCUGAAGCAUGGACACAAUUGGUCUGGCGGACACGACACAGACAGCUGUUAAACAAAGCACUGCU